UAUGUGAAUAGAAUAGGGUAAUUAUGUGAGUCCAGGUACAAAAAGGUGAUUGGAAAAACCAAAAAAAGGCUGAAAAAUUCAGUACACCAAAAAAAUGGCAUUGUAUCACAGUUAGUUUUUCUUAUUUAGGCAAUCCAUAGGACUGACAAAAAUGAAAUUUAGUGUGUUGGCUGUUGGUAAAUUGUUGUGUCUUCAUAAAGAGCACAUUUUGUAUUUAUGUUUCUAUUGUGACUUCUUCUACAUAGUUCGGUUUCUAAUUUGAGCCUAAACUAAACAAAAAUGCUUUUUAUAUGAGGAUAACAAAUUGUUAUGCCAACCGAUGCCAUUAAAAAGUCAAGUGAUCUGAACUGCCUGAUUAUUGUGAAUAAAGAAUAUUCUUGAUGGAAGUAAUUGCAUAUAUUUGAUAGAUGAUAAAAAACUUUAAAAUUAGUUUAAUUUGGGACACCUGGUAUUUGUGAGUAUUUGAACACCUGUAUGUUAUUACUGAUAACAUUGGAAAUUUAUUGUGUGCAUUUUAGUCUAGUUACUGUUGGUCAUUAUUAAUGGUAGUUUCGGAUUUAUUCGCGGUUUGGCAACGUGUUUGAGUUUUUGUGACAUUAUCUUCGGAUCCCGAUAAUAAGUUGUGGAUUACACUAUUCAAGCAACAAUUCAAAUCGUCAGGAACUGAAAUGAAAGUUAGUGAUGGCAAGCAAUUGCAAGUUUCUAUUGACGGAAAAAGUAAACCUACAGCGGGAUGGACAAAAAUAUUGUUAUUAGCUGGUUUUUCCACAACAGUUGGAGGUUCCCUGGCAGUGGGAUAUAAUAUAGGUGUAGUAAAUGCACCGGCUGUUGUUAUCAAACCGUUUUGUAAUCAAAGUAUCUACGAUAGAUAUGGCGUAGUAUUAUCAGUGAGUCAGUUAGAUUUAUUAUGGUCUUCCAUAGUGUCGAUAUUUUUGAUUGGGGGAGCUGUUGGAUCUUUGGGAGGAUCUUGCAUUGCAGAUUCACUGGGCAGGAGAGGAGGCCUGAUGAUAAGCCAGCUUCUGGGUUUAGUGGGCGGACUCCUCUUCCUUUUCAGUGAAGUUUUGAGAUCCGUAGAGACGCUGUGUUUAGGAAGGCUACUAGUGGGACUUUCUGCAGGUAUGAUCACUGGAAUUAUGCCAAUGUACUUGAUGGAGCUAUCUCCUUUACACCUAAGGGGGUCCAUGGGUGUUUUGUGCCCCCUUGGAGUAUGUACGGGUGUUCUACUCGGACAAAUAAUAUCACUUCCAGGAAUAUUAGGGAACGAACGUUACUGGAACUUAUGUCUUUCAUUCUUCCUGCUUCCACUUGUCCUAUGUAGCUUAAUUUUUCCGUUUUUACCGGAAAGUCCGAAGUAUUUAUUCCUAAUAAGGAAGAAUUACCAGGGUGCAUCAAAAGGUCUCGCGCGCAUAAGAAAUGUACCUCUGAGCGAGCUUGAAGAUGAAAUUCAAGAAUUGAGAGACGAGCAGCAAGCUAGAGAAACGUUAAAAAAUGAUGAUUGGUCUAUAGGCAGAGUGCUGAGAGAUCGAAAACUAUUUCUCCCUUUAAUGUUGGUAUGCGCCCUUCAAUCUGGCCAACAGUUCAGCGGUAUCAACGCUGUAUUUUAUUAUUCUGUAACCAUCUACAAAACUGCUGGUUUAUCAGAAUCUGGUCAAAUGCUUGGUACUAUUGCUGCAGGAGUGUGCAAUCUCUUCAUGGCGGCAAUAUCUAUUCGUAUAAUGGAGAAAUGCAAUCGAAGAUGGAUAAUUCAGCUCAGUUUAGCUUCCACUGCCUUUUUUCUCUUCUUAUUAGCGGUAGCCGUACAAUUUCUAAAAGUUGCUACAUGGAUGCCUUACUUGAGUAUUGUGGGUGUGCUUGGUUUUGUACUUAGCUACGGUCUUGGUUUAGGCCCUAUACCAUAUUUUAUAGCUUCAGAACUAUUCGAAGUUGGACCUAGACCACCUGCUAUGGCCUUAGGGAGCAUGGCUAAUUGGGGAGGGAACUUCUUCAUCGGGCUCUUCUUUCCUCUGAUGAACAGGCAUCUUGGAGCUGUAUCUUUUGUGAUAUUUGCUGUUUGGAUGGUCUUCCUCUUUUUCCUAGUUAGGAUAUAUUUACCGGAAACAAGAGGAAAGGAUGUGGCUCAGGUAGCUCUUCUUUGCCAGGAUGGACUGUCAUCGAAGCCUCUGUCAUCUCCAGUUACUUAGACCGUCACUGAACGUCAAGAAUGCGGGUGAAAGAUUCUCGAAUUAUAUUAAUACAUAUACAAUAUCUACUUAAUAGGCUAAGCAAUACAGUAUUUGGUUUGAAAUACAGGCAGAAAGACUGUUGAGAUUUACUUAAUUUUCUACUAGAAUUGAAUUGUUACCACUCAACUUUGUUUACAUUAAAGGUGUUUUGAAUUGUU
Molecule: messenger RNA, 2380 nt
Organism: Harmonia axyridis
Lineage: Eukaryota; Metazoa; Arthropoda; Insecta; Coleoptera; Coccinellidae
Product: solute carrier family 2, facilitated glucose transporter member 1-like
Exons: 9
Coding region: 669-2180 (503 amino acids)
Biological process (GO): monosaccharide transmembrane transport
Cellular component (GO): membrane
Molecular function (GO): hexose transmembrane transporter activity
Source: RefSeq, a predicted model, not a curated record